UCUGAGCUCAUCAUAGUCCCCCGUGUUACAUAUUUAUACUGCACCCUGCAUCUUAGAGACGCGCAGACACGCCGCUUUUUUAAUGUGACAGUUGGAAGAAGUGAGGAAAAGCUAAACAGAUAACGAGAUCUCUCUCAAGGAAACAAACCAGCCUAAUUCUGAUAAAGAUUACUAGAAGAGUUCCGAAAGCAACAGGAAACCUUUAUUUCUAGAGAGGUUGUCUUCAGGAAAGGAGGCCCUGGCGCUGAUUUUACGAUUUCUGAGAAGAAUCAACAUGUGAUGAGUUAUUGCAGAAAUUAAAUUAGAAUCAAUUUUUUGCUAAAUAAACCAACCGGUACUACCAGGAAACUCACCAUGGAGGAUUUUGAGCCUUGUGUCUAUCAGCUGCAGCCCAACAUCAUUUCAGUGAGACUUUUCAAAAGGAAAGUAGGGGGUCUCGGGUUUCUAGUGAAGCAAAGAGUAUGUAAACCUCCAGUCAUAAUAUCUGACCUGAUCAGGGGAGGUGCAGCAGAAGAUUGUGGUCUCAUUCAAGUAGGGGACAUUGUCCUAGCUGUAAAUAAUAAGCCUUUGGUCGACAUGAGCUAUGAGAGCGCUCUAGAGAUCCUGAAGAACAUUUCACCAGAGACGUAUGUAGUUUUGAUUUUGAGAGGUCCAGAGGGAUAUACUACUCACUUGGAGACUACCUUUUCUGGUGAUGGGAAACCAAAGACUAUAAGGGUCACCAGGCCACUGUAUCCUGUGUCUAAAUCCUUUGACUGUACCACUCAGGGCCUUCAGAACAGCAAAGAGCAGUUGAGAGCCAUCGAAAGCCUCUCCUCUCCCACAGAGAACAGCCAGGAGCAAAACCCCCUGAUUCAGAUCAAUGGGGCUGUAUCCCCCUUGGUUGGACAGGACCAUUCCUUCAAAGACAGCGGCUGCACUACGGAUCACAGUGCCCUUCUCAAUGGUGGAGAAGAAAGCAAUGACCUGCUCAAAGAAAUUGAACCCGUGCUGAAUUUGUUAAAAAACAGCAACAGGGAAAUCAAUGGAGAAGGUCUGCAUAAGAUAGAGAAGAGAGAUGUAGAAGUCCAGGUGGACAGCGGUCUAGCUCAGGUGAGCGAGAAAACUCUGCAGCUAGCAGCGGAUAAUGACAGAGUGUUUGAUGACCUGUGGGGAAAGGACAAUAUGCCUGUGGUCCUCAACAACCCCUACUCUGAGAGUGAGCAGCAGCCACCUUCUCAAGGCAGAAUAUCACCAACCAAAACCCUGCCAAACGGCAGUCCUUCCAAAUGUCCUCGCUUCAUGAAGAUAAGGAACUUGGAGAGUGGAAAUGUUUUGAAUGACACUUUACAUUUUACCUCCAGUAAGACACCGAUCUGCACAGAGAGUGUUUGUAUAGGUUCUAUCAUGAUACCUAGCCAACAUGCCCGCAAACCAGAGGAAGUGAGAACAAGGGAAGAAUUACUACCACUUGCAACUGAUUUCAUUGAUCAGUACUACACGUCCAUAAAAAGAUUUGGCUCUAAGGCACAUGUGGACAGGCUUGAAGAAGUGAAAAGGGAAAUUGAAGCAACUGGGUCUUAUCAACUUAAAGACACAGAGCUUAUCUAUGGAGCCAAACAUGCUUGGAGGAAUGCAGCCAGAUGUAUAGGUAGAAUACAGUGGUCAAAACUUCAGGUGUUCGAUGCCAGGGACUGUACAACAGCUCACGGGAUGUUUAAUUACAUCUGUAAUCACAUCAAGUAUGCCACCAACAAAGGCAAUCUCAGGUCUGCCAUCACCAUAUUUCCUCAACGGACAGAUGGUAAACAUGACUUUCGUGUCUGGAACAGCCAGCUGAUCCGCUAUGCCGGCUAUAAGCAGCCUGAUGGCUCUAUUCUUGGUGAUCCAGCUUCUGUGGAACUCACUGAGGUCUGUAUCCAGCAAGGUUGGAAAGCACCAAAAGGUCGAUUUGAUGUCCUUCCUCUUUUACUCCAAGCCAACGGAAAUGAUCCAGAGCUUUUUGAGAUUCCAGCUGACCUCAUUUUGGAAGUGCCAAUCACACAUCCAAAGUUUGAAUGGUUUAAGGAUCUUAAUCUCAAAUGGUAUGGUCUCCCAGCUGUGGCCAACAUGCUUUUGGAGAUUGGUGGACUUGAGUUCACAGGCUGCCCUUUCAGUGGCUGGUAUAUGGGUACAGAGAUUGGAGUUCGUGACUUCUGUGACAGCUCCCGUUAUAACAUUCUUGAGGAAGUUGCCGCAAAGAUGGGCCUAGAUGCCAGAAAGACUUCCUCGCUGUGGAAAGAUCGGGCACUGGUGGAGGUUAACAUUGCCGUUCUUUACAGUUUUCAGAGUUCUAAGGUUACUAUAGUGGAUCACCAUUCUGCAACUGAGUCCUUUAUGAAACACAUGGAGAAUGAGUACCGGGUGAGAGGAGGCUGUCCAGCAGACUGGGUCUGGAUUGUACCCCCAAUGUCAGGGAGCAUCACCCCCGUGUUUCACCAAGAGAUGCUAAAUUAUCGACUGACACCUUGCUUUGAGUAUCAGCCUGACCCCUGGAAUACUCAUGUGUGGAAAGGGAUUAAUGGAACGCCGACAAAAAAAAGAGCUAUCGGCUUUAAGAAGUUAGCAAAGGCAGUCAAGUUCUCCGCAAAGCUUAUGGGACAGGCCAUGGCAAAGAGAGUGAAAGCUACUAUAUUGUAUGCCACGGAAACAGGGAAAUCUCAGGUCUACGCAAAAACCUUAUGUGAAAUUUUCAAGCAUGCCUUCGAUGCAAAGGUGAUGUCCAUGGACGAGUAUGAUGUUGUGGAUCUGGAACACGAAACACUGGUUUUAGUGGUGACCAGUACAUUUGGCAAUGGAGACCCUCCAGAAAAUGGAGAGAAAUUUGGUGGUGCUUUGAUGGAAAUGAGGCACCCCAACUCCAAUUCAGAAGACAGAAAGAGUUACAAAGUUCGCUUCAAUAGUGUCUCAUCAUACUCCGAUGCACGCAAAUCUUCAAGUGAUGAACCUGAGCCCAGAGACAACUUCGAAAGUACUGGACCUCUAGCUAAUGUCAGGUUUUCUGUGUUUGGCCUAGGAUCUAGGGCCUAUCCACACUUCUGUGCCUUUGCUCGUGCCAUAGACACUCUCUUGGAGGAGCUCGGAGGGGAGCGGAUCCUCAGAAUGGGUGAGGGAGAUGAGCUCUGUGGCCAAGAGGAGUCAUUCCGCACCUGGGCCAAAAAAGUUUUUAAGGCGGCCUGUGAUGUCUUCUGCGUGGGUGACGAUGUGAAUAUUGAAAAGGCAAACAAUUCUUUAAUCAGCAAUGAUCGGAGCUGGAAGAGGAGUAAAUUCAGACUGACCUACACAGCAGAGGCGCCUGAACUCACACAAGCACUAUACAAUAUUCACAAGAAGAAGGUCUCAGGAGCAAAACUGCUGACACGGCAAAAUCUUCAGAGUCCCAAAUCCAGCAGUAGAUCCACCAUAUUCCUGCGUCUCCGUACUACUAAUCAUGAAAGUCUAAAGUACCUGCCAGGGGACCAUCUCGGGAUCUUUCCCGGGAACCAUGAGGAUCUUGUCACUUCCCUCAUUGAAAAACUGGAAGAUGCCCCUCCUGUCAACCAGAUUGUGAAGGUGGAGUUUUUAGAGGAGAGAAGCACAGCCUUGGGUGUCAUCAGUAACUGGACUGAUGAGAUCCGCAUUCCCCCCUGCACCAUCUUCCAAGCCUUUAAGUAUUUCCUGGACAUUACGACCCCACCCACCCCUCUCCUGUUGCAGCAGUUUGCUUCACUGGCAACCAAUGACAAACAGAGGAAGAAACUCGAGGUUCUCAGCAAGGGCCUACAAGAAUAUGAGGAGUGGAAAUGGUAUAACAAUCCCACCAUCGUGGAGGUUCUGGAAGAGUUCCCCUCCCUGCAGAUCCCUUCCACAUUACUGCUUACCCAGCUUCCUCUGCUCCAGCCCCGCUAUUACUCCAUCAGCUCCUCUCCAGAUGCCUACCCCGGAGAAAUCCAUCUUACUGUGGCCGUUGUUUCAUAUCGCACCAGAGAUGGUGAGGGAUCUAUCCAUCACGGUGUUUGCUCUUCCUGGCUCAACAGGAUUGAAACAGAUGAAAUUGUUCCAUGUUUUGUCAGAGGUGCUCCAUCUUUUCGAAUGCCCAAAGAUCCCAAGGCUCCGUGCAUUCUUGUGGGUCCUGGAACAGGAAUUGCUCCCUUCCGAAGUUUUUGGCAACAGAGGCUGUAUGAUUUUGAACACAAGGGCAUUAAAUCCAGCCCUAUGAUCCUUGUCUUUGGGUGCCGCCAAUCCAAAAUAGACCACAUUUACAAAGAAGAAACGAUUCAGGCCAGAAACAAAGAGGUGUUUAAAGAAUUGUACACCGCAUACUCAAGGGAGCCAGGGAAACCAAAGAAAUACGUACAGGACGUGCUCCGUGAGCAGCUUGCUGGGACGGUAUACACCUGUCUGAAGGAGCAGGGCGGGCAUGUGUACGUGUGUGGGGAUGUGACGAUGGCUGGAGAUGUACUGAAGACGAUACAGCAGAUUGUGAAGGUGCAGGGAAACAUGUCACUGGAAGAUGCUGGCUUUUACAUCAGCAAAUUAAGGGAUGAAAACCGGUACCACGAAGAUAUCUUUGGAGUCACGCUGCGCACAUACGAAGUUACUAACAGGCUGCGAUCGGAAUCCAUCGCUUUUAUUGAAGAAAGCAAAAAGGAUUCAGAUGAGGUUUUCUGCUCAUAGGAUCGUUGUUCCUGUGGAGCCUUUCGAAGUUUAACCACUAGUGGGCGCUGUUUGAAAAGAAGCGACGCGCUGCAGCUAAAGUCAAAGUAUACUGUGCCGACUUUUAUACUGUAUACAGUACAUACCGACUCUUUCUUUUCUACAGGAAAUGCUUUGUAAUGGUCAGGCUGUGCAGUUGUCCUGUGGCAACCCCUUUUUUCCCCACAUAAAAAAACACUUUUAUUAUUUUUGAAAGACAUCCGCCAAUGACUGUUUUGUAAACACCGGGUUCGCGUGUGCACAACAUUUAAGCUCGGUAUUAAUGCAUGUAAGACAAAAGUAUUUUAUAAUAUAUCCUAUAUUUACUAUAUCAGUGUAACGAACGAUGCCUUCUCCUUAAGUGCAGCAUUUAAAGAUUUGAACUCGUGAGCAAGAAUACAUAUACAGGCAUUAAGCUCAGUUCUUUAUUGUACCAACAAGAGGAUUUGGAAUAGUAUAAUGCUACAUUGCUGGCAGGGUGAUUUUCCUUCUCAGUAUAGCUUUGCUGUGGCUUCGACGUUUUCCCAAGAAAAUUGUUGGAUGUUGUGUAGACAUGCUUUACUGCAAGGUUUUCCAGCCUUAGUUCUGGGGAACCCCACACUUGAGUUCUCUGCUUAAUUGAAUACUUAAUUGAGCUAAUAAAGGGAUUACUUUGAACUCUUCUCAAGUUGUUUUCAGUUCCUCAACAACUGGUUGGAUGCAUUUUAGCCAUUGUGUUUAAGAAGCAGCCUGAGAACUCAGCUGGAGCAAAAAUCAGAAGAGACUGAGAUUACCUGCUCUCAUACAUCACUUUCCAAUCCUGGUUCUAGACACUGAUGUGUCUGAGCACUGCCAUUCCACUUUACAGUAACUCUUGAUAAGCUUAAUCAGCUUUUUAAUAGCUAAAUUGGACCAACUAAUCACUGCUAUUUUGAGGUGGUCCUAGAGACACUGCAGGUCCUGUUGGCCCUCCAGGACUAGACACCCCUGGCUUAUAAGAAAGAUCAUAUAUAAACUACAGAAGUUGCUGGCAGGAUCUUUUUCAGUGGCCUCUGAUUUUAGUGGCAGUGCUCAUAUAGUAUACUGAUUUUCUGUGAAUUAUAUAGUUUUUGCCAUUGCUGUUAGGCAAGACUAUUGUUGAAUAAGCAACAUUUCCAAGACAACAGGCAGUGUUGACAACACAGCAUAUGUUAUAUGCAACAUGCUCCGUAUGCAGUAAUAAAAGCUUGCUUAUUAUUUUGUCGACAAACUCCCAUCACCUAUCUUUCGGUGAAAAUGUGUCUGUAGUGUUUGUAAGCCAAUACCAAACAGCCAUGCUUUUUAAGAACUGUGAUCUUGCAAUGCUUACAGGUCUGCUCAUCGUGGGACUGUUUUCUGAAGUGAAAUGAUACAAUUCAGGCUUAUUAUUUUUACUUUUGCAGUCACCAUGACGUACCUUUAGAAAAAGUAAAUAAACAAUGAAUUUAGGAAAUAAAAUUCAGCAAAGAUGAUAAUGCAUAUAAUUUCAGUCUUUUGUGGCAUUCGCAAAAAUCAAGGUAUUUGAUAAAUCUCUAGUAUUUCCUUGUCUGAGAGGAUUCUCUUCCCUUUGAGUAGACAUUGCUAUUACUUCAGCGAAAUGCUGGGUGCUCCUCACAAAUCAUAAUAGAUAGUGCUUGAAUUAUCCCCUAUCUUUCUGUCGAAGACUGUCGAAGACUUUGCCAGGAGAUAAAGGAUGUACUGGUAUUUUCCUCAGUGAUCAAAUCAAGUCAGAUUACUAAAAUUAUAUUUAGUUUUAACUAAAGUUAUAAACGUCCUAGAGUUAUAGUUUCAUGCUCUGCGUCUUGAGUUGUCCUAGGCAACACAUAUUAGGAAUAUGUAAUAAAAAAAGAAACCUAAUAAAGUCAGAAAAAAAUAUUAAAUUAAAAAUAUUGCCAAACACUAAAGUUUAAAAGUAUAUCUUUAGCUGGUGGGAGAAAUUGUACUGUAAAUUAAAAUGCAUGACAAUACACACAAUAUAGUGCUUACCAAAACUAAUCUCUUACAAGCUAACAACGUACAAUAACAAGAGAGGUUAGAAGGUAAUAAAAACAGAGGUUACAUAAUUUAUAUGGAGGGUGUAUUGCUCUGGCGAUAGGUAUUAUGCUGAUUUCUAGCGUUCAAGUGUAAAAGAAUGAACACUUUCUACAUAUCUGUGUUUCAGAAUGUUGGGCCCUUUUGUCAUUCGCUCUGCAGGCCUUUUCCCUCCAAUUUGACUGGAUUAGAGUGAUUUUCUCUGUAAGAGAUGUGCUACAAAACUGCUGUAGUGCAGUGUAGUGCAGGCCUGGUGCUCAUAGAGACAAAUUGAUAUCAUUUCAUGUCACCUUUUCUACAACAGCAUCUCAUUGCUAAGCAUAACAUACUGUACCACUCCACUUGCAGUUACUUGGAAAGAGAAGGCACCUACAGUAACCAUUAGCAGUUCGGCCUACUACACAGAGCAUGUUACUUCUUGUCCCCCAUAAUCUAAAGAGCUUCCAUAUUUGAGCAAAGAAUGGAUGUCUUUUCUCUGAUUUGCAUGUUUGUGUUAAAAAUAAUUCAUAAUUUUCGCAUGACAGACAGUAGGUGACAAAUUGCAUUAUGAUCCUCAGAUCUACAGUAACUUUCAUGUUCGUUUAAAGUUUUUUUUUUACUUUUUCCUUUUGCUGAAAGUUGCAUAAUGAGAAGAAUGUAGGGAUGACUGACGCUUGCCUUAUAGUACAAAAGUCAGUGCUAGGUCCCCAUUUUUAACUUUUUUUCCUGCGCUUGCUCGUUCUCCUGAGCUAAUAAAGUCCAAGCACAGCGCGUAUGUUGGUUUUUCACAUGCAUGUAGCUGUCUCACUUGCAAUUGUAUAGUCCUUCUGCAUGAUGUUUGAUCACUCACUCUCUAGCCACCUGAUCUUUGAUGCUCUCUUAACUUUUAUACCGGGGUAUGUGAUGUUCAUUUUGUACUGAUUAAUUACCUCACUUUCAAAAAAUCUUUCUUAAUAACCUUUCGCAUAUAGACAUUUUUUCAUUUUACUGUAGGGCUGUUCUUCAACACCUUCAAGCCCUUGUCCUUUUUGAGCUCCAAUGCAAGACAACAGAGUUUUGCAAGCUUGAAGGUCUGUAGAUGUGCAUGGACUCUUUCCAUUGCCUCCUCUAAAAAAAACACACAUGCACAUUUACUUUGCCAGUUAGUAUCACAAAGUCAUAAGCAUGUAACCGGAAUAAGGAAGAGCAGUGUAUUUUUAGAAGUCAUACUUGUGCUUUUCUGUUACCUGGCACUGUACAAGGGAUAACCAACAAGAAGUGGUAUAACUGAUUUUUUUUCAAAAAAUAAACUAUAUGUAUUACAGCUAAAACACCUACAUUGGAACUAUAGUUGAUGCAUUAUUUUAAGGCUGUGCCUUUUAGAGCUACACUACAGAGGUCAUAUUACUGUAUGUGACUGAUUUUAUGAAUACUUUUUGUGAAUGAUCACAAAGGCUAUACUAUUAGCCAAUGCUUGUAUUUUAUUUUUACCAUAUUGCUUUCAAGUUAUUGGUUGAGCUGAACUGCAGAAAUCCUUGUUGUCUCUAAAAGGGUUUCAGUGCCAAAUGAUUCAGCAUGCUGCAGACAAGAAUAGAGCAAUUUGCCUAUGACAGCGUCUUUAUUAAAAAAUCACUUCAUUAAUUUGCCAUUGUUGGAUUUUUUUAGUGUUCAUUUAAAAGGAAUGCAAACCGUUUACACUCUGUGAUCUAAAAAUGUGCAAAAAAAUAAAGAACUAGCUAAAUAAUUAGAUCUUUUUUAAGAAUGUAUUUUUGGUUAUAUCAAUUGUUUGUCUUUCCUGCUUGAAAUAUUUUGAAGAAAUGCAUUUCGUAUGGAAAAGUGGAAUACUGAUCCAAAUGCAUGAUGUAUCCUGUGACUUUAAGAAUUCUUAUAUUUACUAACACUAUAAGUAUAAGUAAUAUUGUACUAUUGUAACUGAUUGCAGCUCCUAUGCUUGAAUGCCUGUGUGCUUGGGGUACAUUUGUGUUAUAUCACUGCUGCUAAUAUGAUCUAUAAACAGGCUUUGCAGUGGUCUUUUUGUUGUGGAAUCUACUGACCUUAAUUAUGUGUCAUUUUAUGUUUACCUCCAAAAAUUUGCUUAAUAAAAACAUUUCUAUGUUGA
Molecule: messenger RNA, 8797 nt
Organism: Lepisosteus oculatus (spotted gar)
Lineage: Eukaryota; Metazoa; Chordata; Actinopteri; Semionotiformes; Lepisosteidae
Gene: nos1
Product: nitric oxide synthase 1 (neuronal)
Biological process (GO): nitric oxide biosynthetic process
Molecular function (GO): FMN binding; heme binding; calmodulin binding
Source: RefSeq, a predicted model, not a curated record